Messenger RNA from Erinaceus europaeus (western European hedgehog), 624 nucleotides. RefSeq names its product estrogen-related receptor gamma-like. The record is from RefSeq and is a predicted model, not a curated record. The annotation marks the transcript as partial. Lineage: Eukaryota; Metazoa; Chordata; Mammalia; Eulipotyphla; Erinaceidae. Gene Ontology annotation, molecular function: sequence-specific DNA binding; zinc ion binding; DNA-binding transcription factor activity. The transcript is spliced from 2 exons. Gene Ontology annotation, biological process: regulation of DNA-templated transcription.
CUGAUUAGGACGGCGCGAGCGCCCGGGUCCCCACUGGCCGCGCCGAUGGGCUGCUCGCUCCGAGCGCGCGGGUGCUAAUUGCGCUGCGCUCUGUCAAAGAAACUUUGAUUUAUUGCGGGGAGGGGUACCCGAAGAAUGGUGACCGGUGGCACAUGGAUUCGGUAGAACUUUGCCUUCCUGAGUCUUUUUCCCUGCACUACGAGGAAGAGCUUCUCUGCAGAAUGUCCAACAAAGAUCGACACAUUGAUUCCAGCUGUUCGUCCUUCAUCAAGACGGAACCCUCCAGCCCAGCCUCCUUGACGGACAGUGUCAACCACCACAGCCCAGGGGGCUCCUCAGACGCCAGCGGGAGCUACAGUUCCACCAUGAAUGGCCACCAGAACGGACUGGACUCGCCUCCUCUCUACCCAUCGGCUCCCAUCCUGGGCGGGAGCGGGCCUGUCAGGAAACUCUAUGAGGACUGUUCCAGCACCAUUGUGGAAGACCCCCAGACCAAGUGCGAAUACAUGCUCAACUCCAUGCCCAAGAGACUGUGUCUGGUAUGCGGAGACAUCGCCUCUGGAUACCACUAUGGGGUUGCCUCCUGUGAAGCCUGCAAGGCCUUCUUCAAGAGGACGAUUCAAG